CCGGUCCACCCCAGUUCUCCCCCCAGCUCUACCCGGGUUCAGCGCACUCUGACCCGGCCACAGCAGCACCAGCGCGCCCCGUUACACCUCCACAGCCCCGGAGCACCAACAUGCGGCAUGGCGAGCGUGGAGACAGCCGCCGAACACGAACGAAUCCUGCGGGAAAUCGAGAGCACAGACACGAACUGCAUCGGUCCCACGCUGCGGUCCGUGUACGAUGGGCAGGAGCAUGGCCUGUUCAUGGACAAACUGGACGUGCGGAUCCGGAACCACGACCGCGAGAUCGAGAAGAUGUGUAACCACCACUUCCAGGGAUUCGUGGACUCCAUCACCGAGCUGCUCAAAGUGAGAGGGGAGGCGCUCAAGCUCAAGAGUCAAGUCACUGAAACCAACAGGCGUCUGCAGGAGGAUGGAAAAGAGUUGAUGAACUCGAUGGAGGAGCUUCAGCGGUGCAGAGUUCAACAGAGAAACAUCGCCACGACCAUCGACAAACUGACACACUGUCUCCCAGUCCUGGAGAUGUACAGCCGACUACAGGAACAGAUGAGGGCCAAAAGGUACUACCCGGCUCUGUGCACUCUGGAGCAGCUGGAGCAGACGUGCCUCCCCCGUGUGGAGCAGUACCGCUUCUGCUCCAUCAUGUCCCAGAACAUUCCCAAACUCCGAGCCCUGAUCCGGGACACGGCCAUGGCGCAACUGCGGGACUUCCUGGAGAGCAUCCGGAAGCACUCGGAUAAGAUCGGAGAGACGGCGAUCAAGCAGGCUCAGCUGCAGCGCUCCCUGGACAGCUCAGUGUCCACUCACCCGAGGCCUCUGAUUGGACGACGGAACAGGAAGGAGCUGGCUGUUACCACGGCGAGCGCGGUUCAAAAUGGCGGCAGCCCUUUUUCAGAACAAGACUCCGGGAUCUUAGACGAGGAGGAAGACGAGGAGGAGGUGCCCGGAGCUCAGGAGCUGGUGGAUUUCUCUCCCGUUUAUCGCUGUCUUCACAUCUACACUGUUCUGGGUUUGCACGAUGAGUUUGAGAACUACUACAGGAAGCAGCGGCGGAAACAGGCCCGGCUCGUGCUGCAGCCGCACUCUAACAUGCAUGAGACACUGGACGGAUACAGACGGUACUUCAAUCAGAUCGUGGGGUUCUUCGUGGUGGAGGAUCACGUUCUUCACACGACUCAGGGCCUCGUGAAUCGCGCCUACGUCGAGGAACUGUGGGAACUGGCCCUGUCCAAGAUCACAGCAGCUCUAAGGACGCACUCGUCUUACUGUGAUGACCCGGACCUCGUGCUGGACUUGAAAAACCUCAUUGUCAUUUUUGCUGAUACUCUGCAGGGCUAUGGGUUCCCGGUGUCUCAGUUGUUCGACAUGCUCCUGGAGAUGAGGGAGCAGUACUCUGAGAUCCUGCUCAAACGCUGGAACGUCACAUUCAGACAAGCGCUGGACCAGGACAACUACAGCCCCAUCCCAGUGUCCACAGAGGAGGAGUUUAAACACUACACCUCCCAGUUCCCCCUGCACGACCCCGAGCUCGACAAGCUGCCGUUCCCAAAGAAGUUGCCGUUUUCCGAGUUUGUGCCUAAAGUUUACUCUCAGCUCAAAGAGUUCAUCUACGCCUGCCUCAAGUACUCGGAGGAUCUGCAUCUCAGCUCCUCCGAAGUGGACGACAUGAUCCGAAAGUCGACCAACCUGCUCCUGACUCGGACUCUGAGCAACUGUCUGCAGUACGGCAUCAAGAAGAAGAACAUCGGGCUCGCGGAGUUGGUCCAGUUGAUCAUAAACAGCACUCACCUGGAGCACAGCUGUCAGUUCCUGGAGGAGUUCAUCUCAAACAUCACCAAUGUUCCUCUGGACGCCGUCAGCGCCACCAAACUCUACGGGCCGUCCACGUUCAAGGACGCUUGCCACGCGGCCGAGGCGGAGAUCUACACCAGUCUGAACGCCAAGAUCGACCAGUUCCUCCAGCUGGCGGACUACGAUUGGCUGGCUCCGGUGCCCGGGGGCGGGGUUUCUGACGUCAGCGAUUACCUCAUCGACCUCCUCGCGUUUUUGAGAAGCACCUUUAGCGUCUUCACCAACCUCCCUGGAACCCCAAUAGAACAUGCCACUUUACCGGGGAAGGUGGCGCAGACGGCGUGCAUGUCGGCCUGUAAACACAUCUCCACGUCUCUGCUCCAGCUGCUCCUGGACCCUGAGCUCAGGCAGAUCUCACUGGGAGCUCUGCACCAGAUCAACAGCGACGUGAAGGAGUGUGAGAGUUUUGCCAGAGCUGGUCCGGUCUCAGGCUUCCAGGGCGACACGCUGCUGUUGGCCUUCAGUGACUUAAGACAACUGCUGGACCUGUUCACUCAGUGGGACUGGUCGACGUAUUUGGCCGACUACGGGAAAGGAAGCUCCAAAUAUCUGAGAGUGAACCCCCACACGGCGCUGGCCCUGCUGGAGAAGAUGAGGGAAACUGGGAAGAAGAACAUGAUUCUGGCUCAGCUGAGAAAGACCGACCGCGACCGUCAGAAACUCAUCGACACCGUGAUCAAACAGCUACGAAACCUCAUAUCACAGCAUUAACGCCACUUUAAGAAACACCCGGAACCGGUUCAAACCAGCCAGAACUAGUCCAAACUGGUUCAGACCAGCCAGAACUAGUCCAAACUGGUCCAAUCUGAUCUGAACUCGUCCAAACCAGCCAGAACUUACCAGAAUCUGACAGAAAAAACAUGAUAAACUUCAUAAACGACAUAAAACGUCCACAAACUUCUGUCGUUAGAGUUGGUUUCACAAUUUAAACAUGCAUUAUGUAACUUUCCUGCUUGUCUCCAUGGAGAUUUAUCGCUUCAGUGAGAAGGUUCCACAGUUUGACAUUAACUAUUUAGCAUUUAUUCAAUCACGCGUGUUUUUAUUGCUCCAAAAUCUUCAACGACCUGCAUCCUACUGUGAGUCUACUGUCUACUGUCUCCACAGAUCUGACCUGUAACUCGGCCUGGUGGGGGCGGCAUCAGCUGCUUGUCUCCAUGGAGAUUGAAAGAUUUAAUGUCAGACUGUGGAAUAUUUUGCUUAAGUGAUAGUAUCUCCUUGGACAAAAGCUAAUGACACACUCUCCACCAGAAAAGUUGCAUGAUGGUAGAAAUAUACAUCACUUGGGCGAAGUGUCUUGCCCAAUGACACAACAAUAUGAUUUGAACCGCUGCGUUUCCUGUUAUAAUCAUCGACUGUGUAAAGAAGUGGACGUCCCCCACAGCGUUCAGCUCCAAAUGAAGCUAAUCGAGGCUAGAGCAGUUAUAGCGGCUAAUCUGGAGUCAAGAUCCAUAUUUGGAAUUCCGACCACGAGUAUCAUAGCAACCAAAGAGCCAAUCAGGAGCGAGGAUGUUGAAUAAAUGAAUCUAUUUUAUUAUUGUGUCUUACAAAAAAAAUGCCGAGCUCUUUAAUGUUUUUUAUAAGACAAUAAAAUAUAACAAGCUAGUUCCCAGAAAUGACGCUAACUUAUAAACAUUAGAGUGAAACAACCAUUUGAUCUUGAACGUUUCAUCAAAUAAAGGAUUUACAAAUUCAUCAAAAAAUGGACGAAAUGACAAAAAAUGAGCUUCACAUAAUCCACAAAGUCUUUCUUCUUCGGGAGCGUGAGAAAAAAACCUUCCAGUUUCUAAGUUAAAGCGACACUGUCAAGUCAAACCUGUUGCUAACGCUAGCAGGAAUGACCUCGGGGGAAGGAAGACGCCGGAUUUGUCUGUUAUUAAUGUUUAUAUUUUGAUUUAUAGACGAAAUAGCGAUCGUGUAGAGUCGGUUAAUAUGAACAUUUAAGACCAAAAUGACGAGUCGAUGAAGCUAGAAGCGCGUCCAUGGUGGCUAGCAUGUUAGCUAUGUCCAUUUACAUAUACAGUCUAUGGUUAUAACACAAUCGCUCAUUAUUUAAACGAGGUUAAGUAUCGUUUUUGCACCUUAAACCAUCACAGUCCAAGUUCAGAUGAUUUUAACUUUACCAAACGGCGACAAAUUUACUUAAUUUACUCGUAGGACCAUUUUGAUCUUCUAAAACGUCCACAACUGUCGCUCAAACUACUCACCUCUAUUUUGUUUUUGUUUUUUUAUGCACUGCAAGUCGCGAGGAACCUCCAGUGUCUUCCACGUUUGCCGACGUAAACGAUGUCCGUCGCGGUCGCCAAGAAAACGUCGAAAGUUUUAGCUGCUGCGAAACGAGUCGUACUGAAAACUAUUUUGAAACUCGCACGAUCAAACUCUCACUUUAACCAAAUAUAGUUCCAUUUUAAGCUCGUAAUCGUCUUCCGUUUACGCAGUUUUAGUGUUCAAACAAUGUAUUUCGAUGAAUGUUAUCCGGCAACUUUUGAAUAUCUCUCGAAAAGGGAUCGUAUCGUCCAACCUGGCAACUCGCUUCUUCUGGAACGUCCUUUUUUUUUUAAACUAUGCGCCGUCGCCAACUGUUUUCUAUUGUGUUGAAAUGCUGAAACUGUGAUGCACUGUUUUGUUUCAGGAACAUGUAGCGCCAAAACGAUGCCAUUGAGAGUUUAAAGCUCGUUACUGUUACGUUUAUAUCAUUUAUUCGUUGCCAGAUAUUGAACAAAAUCCACCCAAUUAGCUUAAAACGUUCCGCUGUAUGGCAUUAACCUAACCUAGCUUGCGUUGAAUUGAAGCACAGGUGAUUCUGCCGAAAGAAAUCCCUAGAAAAACCUGGAUUGUUACUGCGCGCGGCGUGGAAUCGACAUAGAUCUGGCUCGUAACUUGGCGUGGCAGCUUCGCCGACCCAUUUUUCUUCGUGGAGACGUACGUUUAAUGCCAUACGGUGUGACGUUCUACGAAAAUCCAGAGAAAAUAUAAGAUUCUUUACGAUAUGCAAGGUGUUAUUAACGUCAUGGCAACCCGUGAUUUUACGAAGCGUUAUGCAAAUGUUAUUUUAUCUGGCGACCCGUGAUGUUUAGAAGCGUUUUGUCGAUAUUACUCGCUAUAAUUAUUUUAUCCGGCAACCCGUGUAGUGCCUAUAGUCAAUCUUUAUCUUUGAAUGUAGUGUUUUUUGAUCCUGACAAGUGUUUUUUUUGCCAUUAUUGUCAAAACUACGUAAGAAAUUAACUUGAAUAUCUGGCAACCCGCUGUCUUCCAACGUAACGACAAAUCUGUUUGGCCCAGUCCCAAACAAAAUCGCCGGUUUCUGAAAACGAUCACUCAUUUUAGCGUCCAUUUUGGAGGAUUUUUGAGUGUAUCUGGCGACCCGCUGUCUUCCUGUUUGGCCCAAUCCCAAACAAAAUCGCCGGUUUCUGAAAACGAUCGCUCAUUUUCGUGCCCAAAUCAAAGGCAUUUUAACGUCCAUUUUUGAGGAUUUUUGAGUAUAUCUCUCAAGUUUAUCGUGUCAAACUUGGCAACCGCCCUUUUUAUUUUUGAAAUGCCACGUUUUGGGCGACGACUCGAGUCUUAAAAAUGUUUGCGCGCCAACGACGGACUGGAUUUGUACAGAAACGACGGACUUCCGAGCACAUAAUCUUGAAUCGUUUGUCGUUAAUGGGAGUCUAGCGCUGGCCCAUAGUUACUUUUACACAUUAUUAUGAUUUUUUGUAUUAAUUAGAAAUAUUUUAAGUGUUUUGUUUUGUUAAAGGUUCCUCUAUUGAGAUUCUGGACCUCCACCAAGGCACUGCAGCAAUCUGUUAAGUUCUCUACGGCGGCGUUUUGGUUCCAUUUACGUAAAAAAAACACGAUUUUUUAAUUUUGCAAUUUACUUUUUGAAUCUCAAACUCUUAAUUAUGUCGCUGUCAAUUUUUUUACCCGGGUUCUGCGUUCAUUUGGGAUUAUUUUUACGUCAGAUGCCCUCCCGCUCUUUCACUCGCUGGAAAACCUCAGGGUGGAUACUUCGCUCGAGAUCUCGAACCGUAACGCGUAGCUGUUUCCUUAUGGUUCUCAUUAAACAAUCAGCCAAAUUGGAACAAAACGCGAUGCCACGCCCGAUUGUUUCUGUAUGGUUCUCACCCACAGGCGUUUCAACGGAGCGAACGGCGUUUUUUUUUUUUUUUUUUCCGAUCCGAGUUAAGACGGUUGCCAUAGCGAUUGAGAAUUUAAAACAAAAUAUUACGUCUUUUUUUUUUUUUGUGGUCCUCAAAAUGGCGGCGCGUCUCAGAAUCUCAUGGGGGACUCUUAUAUUUCGUGUGCAAUAAAAUGUUAAACUUUAUAAAGGGAAAAAUCUGCUGUUUGUUCAAAGGGAUUCACUAAUUCUUCACUUUAAUUGUUUUUUUUGUUCACAGUUUUAUGUUUGUAUUUUAUUUUGAAGGGACUUGGAGACGUCGUACUUUGUGUUUAUGUCCAGAAAUGUUUUGUGGUUGAAUUCUGGACUAAUGUGUUUUUUUUAUGUUUCGCAGCUUCAAACUCCAAAUUUCAUCUUUAAAUUGUGGUUAAUUAUUAGAAAUUGAGCCUGAUGCUGAGAUUAAAAAUGUAACAGGGAAAUGAUAAUUUACUAAAAAAAUGAUUUAAAAAUAAACUUGUGCAGUAAAAUAAAAAUACAAAUCUGUAAACUGGACUAAAAGGACAAAAAGAAACGGACAUAGACGGUGGGACUGGACACGAACUAUGGGACGGGACAUGGACUGUGGGCCGGGGCAUCUAAGGACUGUGGGCCGGGACGUGGACUGUGACCCAGGACAGAGACUGUGGACCGGGACAUCCAACAACUGUGGGCUGGGACGUGGACUGUGACCCGGGACGUGGACUGUGACCCGGGACGUGGACUGUGACCCGGGAUGUGGACUGUGGGCCGGGGGACGUGGACUGUGGGCUGGGACAUGGACUGUGACCCGGGACGUGGACUGUGGGCCACUCUAGUCGUGUGGGCCUCCUCAGACUUCCUUUUGGUCCAUUUUACAGACCUGAGCGGCUCAGACGUGUCGUUCCACAGAAAACAAUGACGUUUUGUUUUGUCGUUUCAGAUUCUUCGCCGUUUCUCAUUUUCUUGUCGUUUCACGUUUUGUAGAAUCGUUUUUUUUUGUUUUUCUGUCCAAACGUGUGAACCACUAAUGAAAUACUAAAAAUACUCACGGGGAAAUAAAGACUCUAG
Messenger RNA from Periophthalmus magnuspinnatus, 7036 nucleotides. RefSeq names its product exocyst complex component 6B (gene exoc6b). Gene Ontology annotation, cellular component: membrane; exocyst. Gene Ontology annotation, biological process: Golgi to plasma membrane transport; exocytosis; intracellular protein transport. The transcript is spliced from 23 exons. NCBI's taxonomy places the organism in Eukaryota, Metazoa, Chordata, Actinopteri, Gobiiformes, Gobiidae. Bases 118 to 2559 code for a protein of 813 amino acids. The record is from RefSeq and is a predicted model, not a curated record.